Messenger RNA from Thalassophryne amazonica, 1263 nucleotides. Its product is annotated as opsin-5-like. The record is from RefSeq and is a predicted model, not a curated record. Gene Ontology annotation, molecular function: G protein-coupled receptor activity. Lineage: Eukaryota; Metazoa; Chordata; Actinopteri; Batrachoidiformes; Batrachoididae. Gene Ontology annotation, cellular component: membrane. The coding region runs from base 1 to 1242 and encodes 413 amino acids. The transcript has 6 exons. Gene Ontology annotation, biological process: G protein-coupled receptor signaling pathway.
AUGGAAAUAACAUUAAAAAAUGAUCUUCCAAAGGUUGUCAAUAUUCCAUGGAGAAAUAAUAACCUCAGUUCUCUGCAUUCAGACCCUCCUCUGUCGGAUCGUGGAGAAAUUAUCAUCGGGGUGUAUCUCUUACUGUUGGGGUUGCUGUCCUGGUUUGGAAACAGUUUAGUGAUACUUGUCCUGUGCAGACAAAGAGCCUCACUUCAGCCCUCUGAUUUCCUCACGUUGAACCUUGCCGUCUCUGACGCCGGCAUCUCAGUAUUUGGCUAUUCUCGGGGGAUUCUAGAAAUAUUCAGCAUCCUGAACGAUGAUGGGUAUUUGAUCACUUGGAUUUGGACCUGCCAGGUGGACGGUUUCCUCACGCUGCUCUUUGGCCUUGCAAGCAUCAACACCUUGACUGUCAUCAGUGUCAUCAGAUACAUUAGAGGAUGUCACCCAAAUAAAGCAUACUGUGUCAGCACAAACACCAUUGCUGUGGCACUAAUAUGCAUUUGGACUGGAGCACUGUUUUGGUCUGUGGCACCACUGCUGGGCUGGGGCAGCUACACAGAUCGAGGAUAUGGCACCUGUGAGGUGGACUGGUCCAAAGCCAAUUACUCCACCAUCUACAAGUCAUACAUCAUCUCCAUCCUCAUCUUCUGCUUCUUCAUCCCCGUCAGCAUCAUGCUCUUUUCCUACGUCUCCAUUAUCAACACAGUGAAAAGCACUAACGCCAUGUCAGCGGACGGCUUCCUCACCACCCGCCAAAGGAAAGUGGAGAGCGACGUCAGCCGGAUUUCCAUUGUAAUCUGCACGGCUUUCAUCGCGGCCUGGUCGCCAUAUGCAGUGGUGUCUAUGUGGUCAGCCUGGGGCUUCCAUGUGCCGAGCACAACCAGCAUCAUCACCCGUCUGUUCGCCAAGUCUGCCAGCUUCUAUAACCCACUCAUCUACUUCAGCAUGAGCUCCAAGUUUCGCAAGGACGCCUCAGCGCUGCUCCCAUGCACUCAGGAAGGCAGGGAGAUGGUACGUCUGCAAAACUUUAAAAACAUCAAGCCCAAGACAGAGGCCACGCCACUGCCUGCGUCACUUCUUGUUCAGAAGGUGGAGACUAAAGACACAGUAGGUGAGCAGCAGGAAUCCAGUCCUGACAGUGAUUCAGGGGUCAACAGUCCCACUCAGACUCCUCCAGCCGACACACAGGUGGUGUUCCACAUUCACAUGCCCUCGCACACAGAAACAGAGUACUGGUGUGACAAACUCUGACAUUCUGCACCUCAACCAAUA